AUGGCAGGCAAAGGGAAAUCAAGUGCAAUUAUGCGAGCAGUUCGUGAAGAGGCUGAACAUCAAGAAUGCGAGCGCGAGCGCAUGACUAUGUCUACACGACGUAGGCGAGAGGCUGAGAGAGCUGGUGAAGCCAGAUCAUCAGUUCCACAUCCCGAUGUUGGGUCUUCUCGUGCUAUUGAGGAGGAGGAAGAGGAGGAUGCUGUGGAACCCGUUCACGAGACUGAGGUUGUAGCUCGUGGAGGUCGUAGAGGUCGUGGAGGCCGAGGACGGGGCCGUGGAGGUCGUGGUGGUCGACCUCAUACUCGAGUCAAUCCGGAUGUGCUACAUGGUCCAUUUCCCGGUGGGCCGCGGGAUCCGUCUUUGAUACCGAGUUUCAAGUCGCACGUAGUGGCAUAUAUUUGGAGGGGAGAAGAACGUCCGGUUGGACGGGUGGAGUCCCGUAUCAACUCCUUGAAUCAAUUCAACUACGAGAAGAUAACAGCUGCCCUAGAAGGCAUAGAUGUAUCCGUAGACAAGCAUUUUCUGCGGAUGACCGGUUUGUAUCCCCUAGCCCGAUGUUAUUUACCGGGCCUAGAUACUCCGCUGUUGUUUGCAUUCGUGGAGCGGUGGCAGCCGAAGACGAACAACUUCCAUAUGCCGUGGGGAGAGAUGACUAUCACUCUCCACGAUGUCCAGAUGAUUCUAGGUGCCAAUGUGGAGGGACGGGUGGUCGCGCCUAGGUACGACGAGGUCAUCGAGCGGACAAACUGCGUGUAUUUGCUGUCCGAGGCCUUAAACCUCGAGUUUGAGGAGAUUGACGAGUCAUGGAAGCGUGGGGGCCCCACAUGGAGGAUGUUACAGGGACAGUUGUUGAUGCCCGACACGCCCAUGAGACGCCGAGUUCAGAUAUACCUGGAGUUUCUCUUCGGAUCUAUUUUAUUCCCCGACAAGACAUGUGAUCGGGUGAAACCGUGGUAUAUGCACGUGCUCGAGGAUUCAAUGCUUGAUCAGGUCAGCACGUAUUCGUGGGGUUCGGCCUGUUUGGCCAAUCUAUACAGAGAGUUGGGUAUAUGCAGCCGAGCACAGUCGAGGGGCUUGGCGGGUUGCACCACCCUUCUUCAGUGCUGGAUAUACGAGUAUUUCCCGAGAUUCCAGUCGCCGGAGGAGAGCGAGCGCUACCGCGAGUUUCAGCCUCGAUGCAAGAGAUGGAACGCGCCACCAAAAGCGGGCACGCUCGAGCAUAUUCGAGGUUUACUCGACAAUAUGACAGCGGAUGAUGUCGAGUGGCUACCGUAUGGUCGGGAUAUACACGAGAGUAUCCCUCGUACGUUGUAUCAUGGCACAAUCCAGUACAUGUGGGUCGUAGAGCCGUAUCUGUCUGAUCGUUGCGUCCGACAGUUCGGGUGGGUUCAUGAUAUACCGCGCAGCCUGAUUCCAUCGAUGGAGCCAUGUUCACGCGGUCCCAAAGGAGGGAUAUCGUACAAAGUCAACUACCUAUUUCCGGGUGGGAUGUGGGACAUGGUCCAGGCUCAUUCCAUUCGUGUCAACGCAUACAGAACGGCACGACAACGGGGGGAAGUCGACGAGCACUACAUGGAGUGGUACACCGAUCGGACCCAUCCGAAGAUCAACAACCCCGACGUAGGCCCGGCUCCAGUGCAUCGAGAGAAUGUGAGGCCACCAGAUCAGCCAGCUUAUUACCAGAUAGUACGUGCACUGUACCCGAUCACCAGGAGCACUGGACAGGACUGGAUGCAGCAGUUUGCCGAUCUACGUGCCGAUCUUGGAGAUAUUAUGCAGCCCGCCGCCCGAUAUAUUGGCAUCGACCAUGACAACGACAACGACGACGACGAUGACGACGACGAUCAUGAGGUGCAGCCGCCGAGGAGAGCGAGGCGGUAG
Messenger RNA from Erythranthe guttata (spotted monkey flower), 1881 nucleotides. Lineage: Eukaryota; Viridiplantae; Streptophyta; Magnoliopsida; Lamiales; Phrymaceae. The record is from RefSeq and is a predicted model, not a curated record.